Molecule: messenger RNA, 1200 nt
Organism: Papaver somniferum (opium poppy)
Lineage: Eukaryota; Viridiplantae; Streptophyta; Magnoliopsida; Ranunculales; Papaveraceae
Product: aspartic proteinase nepenthesin-2-like
Exons: 1
Coding region: 1-1200 (399 amino acids)
Biological process (GO): proteolysis
Molecular function (GO): aspartic-type endopeptidase activity
Source: RefSeq, a predicted model, not a curated record
AUGAAGAAGGCAGAUGUCUUUAUGAAAGUAAGUUUGUUCCUAACUCCUUUUCUACUUCUAUCUCAGCCAUCUGAUUCCAGAUUGCUUCAAAGCAACAACACUAUAAACACUCUCACCUUUACUUUGCAUCACAAAAAGAACUUGCCAUUACCAAAUGUCACAACUAGAAACUUUGUCAAUCCUGUUUCUUAUCAUAGACAAGACUCGUACUACAUUAGAUUCUUCAUUGGAUCUCCUCGCAAGCUGUUUCUAUUGGUAAUUGACACAGGCAGCCCUUACACAUGGGUAAGGUGCAAUCCAUGUGACGAUUGUUCCACUUCAGAGUACUUUGAUUAUCAAGAUUCAACAUCCUUCUCAGCUGUUAUAUGUGCAUCGGAUAGGUGUCCAUCCAAAAUGUGUGGGGAACAUUUGGAAUGCCCUUUUCAAACAGGAUAUGAAGAUGGAUCAACUACAAACGGGAUAUGGGUUGCGGAUAAAUUUACUCUAUUAAAAGAUGAUUAUGCUACCUUUGUCGCAAUGAAUGAUAUGCGUUUCGGUUGUGCAUCUCACACUGAUGCUGUUCCACAUCUUGACGGGGUUUUAGGGAUGAGUAGGGGAAGUUUAUCUUUGGUUUCGUCAUUAGAAGUUGCUUAUGGAUUCACUCAAUUCUCGUACUGUCUAAACCCAAAUAGCACAACAGCUUUGACUUUCGGAGAAUCUAUCGAUGAUACGGGCCUUGUAAUUUAUACGCCAUUGGUAGCACAUCCUCAAUAUUAUUUUGUUCGCCUUCAAGGAAUAACAAUUGGUAGCGAAUCAAUCGAGAGUACCGAUUUUCCAAUCGAGAUGGCUCUCGAUUCGGGUUCGACUAAAAGCUACUUUCCUACUUCUCUCUACAACAUGUUAAGGGACAGGUAUCUCGGCAUUGUCAGCGCACUUGGUUGGGUUCGCUACUAUGGUUCUAAGGAAACAUGCUACUAUGCAAGUCCAACCGAAGUUGAUAAAUUACCACUUGCAAACUUUCGUUUUGAUGGUGAUGCCAAUUUAAAUCUAAAGCCAGACAAUAUAUGGAUUCCAUUGCACGAGCAGACUGAGGUGGUUUGCCUAGCGUUUGGAGAGUCCACUAACCAUGCACCCAUUUUUGGGAAUGCCCAACAGAAACAGAUUCUAAUGAUACAUGAUUUUGGGCGCUCUCGAAUUGGUUUUCUCCCUGCGGGAUGUUGA